This is a messenger RNA of Penicillium verhagenii, 1710 nucleotides long. RefSeq lists its product as uncharacterized. The record is from RefSeq and is a predicted model, not a curated record. The transcript has a single exon. NCBI's taxonomy places the organism in Eukaryota, Fungi, Ascomycota, Eurotiomycetes, Eurotiales, Aspergillaceae. Gene Ontology annotation, biological process: regulation of DNA-templated transcription. Gene Ontology annotation, molecular function: DNA-binding transcription factor activity; sequence-specific DNA binding. Bases 1 to 1710 code for a protein of 569 amino acids.
AUGAAGCACAUGUGUGUGGACUUCACUUCCCUAAUAAGUACCGCCAUCAAGAGCAGCCCCUCCAAGAAACAAUCCACCAGAGGCAUCUGCAAAGAAAUCAUGCGUACGAACGACUGGUACCGCACGCACCAAAAUGCCGGAUGGCAAGAGAUCGUCGCCCAAGACCUAGCAACCAACUCUCUCUUCCGCGCCGUGAUUGAGUGUGAAGAUGGUAAAAUCAAAAGAACGAAGAGCAUCAAGUGGGCGCUGAAGUUUACCGCCGGUCCCAGUGUCGCAGAAAGCACCGCACCAGAGACAAUGCCCGAGUACGAGUUAUCAGACACCACCACAGCGGUCGGUUCCAGCGUUGGAAAUGGACACCGACCGCACAAGCGGACCGAGGCCUGGUGCGCACGCAGCAAAAUCAGCUUCAACACCAACACCAACACAAAUACCGAGUACGAGCGAAGCGUCCCGUCAGAAGACUUUGCCGAUCUGGUCGGGCUGGUAGAAUUGCCAGACUCCAGUCCGGCAGAACUGCCAGAAACUUGCAUUGGGGAGACAAAAGACGAAACUGACCAUAGCACGUACUCCAUCUCCCGCGCGAGUACGUUCGAGGCCCUUGAGGAGGACAGUGUGGCGGGCAGACCUUUUUCGAUUUCGGAAAUGACUCUCGUCUCCGCUAUUUCUCCGCGGUCGUACAACCCGCAAUCCCCACUCUCCCCGCUGGACUCUUUCGCGGGCCUGUCUCCACUUCAGUCUGCCGUUUCUUCUUACCGUGAUGAGAGAACGAGUGCCUUUACGCCGAAAUAUGCGGAUGGCGCAUACAAGAGAGAUGAAUCGCAUCAUGCUCAUGGGAAUCAUGAGCCGCAUCAAGAUCAUAGGCCGAGACGGCUCUCUUUCGAUGUCCCAUCGGUCACUUCUCGUUCACCGAGGCCUAUGACGACGACCUCGGCUCCGGUCGUUGCUCCAAGUCAAGUUUGUAGAGCAAGACGGCUCUCUUUUGAUACCUCAUCAGACGAAUUUCAAACAGAGCACCGCGUGACAAAUAUAGUCCCUGCUCAAGAUGUCUGUAGUGUUCGGGCCAAGGAAAUACGAAUGCCAUUCUCGACUCAGCCUUUAAUCAUACCGAAAUCACCCCCUCCCAGCCCCGACCGGGCCUCAGACAGCAAUAACUGUUCUUUGGAGCGCAUGAGUCACGUCAGGCAAUCAAAAAGCCCAGAGUCUCCAGACAAGGCUGAUCCGAGAGAGGAGAUCGGGCGCUGGAUUAACGAUGUACCCUCUCAUCAAGACACUGCUCCAGUCUUACUAGACACACCCAAACCGCAUCUCACCCGAUACCAACUUCACGACACCCCAAUGUCAGAAGUUGACAAUGAAGAGCUAGCCGACAAUGAAGCAUCAUCGGCUCCAAAUACCGGAGCAAGCAGUGACAACAGUCCCUCCGGUCUCGGCACCUCCAACGGUUCUGGGAAGGGCUCAUCCUCCCAAAACAAUGGCAGUGGGUCUCAGAUACCUCGUGGCCACAACAGAGGCGCAGGUCGCGAUGAUGAAGAUGGCAAUCAAGAGAGAAAGAGGAAGCGGCUCCAUUCUCCUGAAAGAGACGAGAAACGCAGAUUCGCGUGUGUGUAUCACAAAUUCGAUCCGGAUACAUGGGGCCUCAACAGUAACCGCAAAUACCAUGUCUGUGCUACCGGUACUGGCUUUCAAUAUAUAUCUGAGAUGAAGUGA